Messenger RNA from Galendromus occidentalis (western predatory mite), 3588 nucleotides. RefSeq names its product GTPase activating protein and centrosome-associated (gene GAPcenA). NCBI's taxonomy places the organism in Eukaryota, Metazoa, Arthropoda, Arachnida, Mesostigmata, Phytoseiidae. Gene Ontology annotation, molecular function: GTPase activator activity; small GTPase binding. Gene Ontology annotation, biological process: regulation of GTPase activity. The transcript has 14 exons. The coding region runs from base 1 to 2781 and encodes 926 amino acids. The record is from RefSeq and is a predicted model, not a curated record.
AUGGAGAGCAAUGCUGGACUCCAGGAGCUAAGGCGAGAUCCCGCAGACGACGCGCACUACCCAUCACUCGUUAUGCAUCCCACGGUGAUGAGCGAUGCUGGGCCGUGGGUCAUGUUCGAAUCGAUCACAUACCUCGGAAAUCGGCCGUGGCCCGCCAGCGACACGCGAUCGUUCAAACAUAUCAUUGUCGAAUACAUGCUCAGAGCUAUGGAUGCGCCCAAGGAAGAGCAGAUCCGAGUCGCUCUCAAGCUACCAGCCCGUGCAGAUGGCAAGGCAGUACUUCUCUGUAAAACGACAGGCGAGGAAAUUUACUCCUUGCCCAUUCGACAAAUAAGCCAGUUCACCACGGGCCUCCGAGAGCACCCUGGAUGCUUCGCCUUCAUUUACUAUCCGGUGUUAUCCGACAAAAACCAGCGGAAAAUAUUCUGUUUCAACGCGGUUUCUGCGGACGUCGUUCAAGAAGUUCAGAAGAGAGUCUUCCAGGCCAUGCAUUCGAUACAAAUUUCGAAUGAAGCUCACUUUAUAAAUACGACCGAAGGCGCACAGCAGAUAGUCAACGUUCAGAUGACGCUCGACAUCCGUGAAGAGGAUUCUCGGGGACAGUUCGUUCCUUGCGCGAGAACUACCGAAGUUUUCAAACUGAGACGGAACGUCGAGAAGCAAAUCGUACUUACUAUAGAUCCAACGACGCAGCCUAGUCCAGUGAUAAUCGAAAGAUGUUUCGGUGUUCUGGUGUCUCCGGGGCGGCACGUCCGCCACAGCGACAUGCAGCUAAUUGGCACCGGCAACAACGACACGAAUCAGCCCUCGAGUCCAUCGAGCGGAUUCCAUGUCGACGCUUGCUGGGAUCCCAAAGACAAUCCCUCCUUCGAACUGCUGAAUACAAUCACGUCGGGGGAGUCACGGGUCUACUUGACGGUGGCUUGCGAUCUCGUCCUCAUGCGCGUCAAGGAACCGGUUCGCUUCGUAUUCGAAACCCAGGCUCGAAUCGGACCAUCACAGGAGAAGAAUAGGGCUCUUUGGACUUUGUCCAACGCUCUGGGUACCGCCUCCUCGAAACCCUUCUCGGAAACGUUCACACUGAUUUUGAAACAGUCCCACGACUGCUUCGAAUUGGUUGAAAUGACGACGUCAACGGGCAAAGUCCUCCAUCCCAUCGAACAAACGCUAGAAAGCGGAGAAUCCGACGAGGACGAGCCACUGCUGUCCGGGACCGGACUCGUUUGCAAGGAAAGCGGCCAAGAGAAGCUCGAUGAAUGGUCGAAUUUAAUCUCGGUCUGGGAAGGCAAUCCCAAACCGAAAGAAGUAGACAUCCUCAUUCAGAACCACGGAGUGCCACAGGUGCUCCGAGGUCAGGUCUGGCAACUGUUGACCACGUCGACAUCGAACAAUGAAAAUUAUCAGCUGUAUCAAAUGCUGGUGAAGAAAGAAAACGUGCCGUCAGUUGACCAGGCCAUUGAAAGAGACAUUCACCGAACGUUCCCGGGUCAUGAGUUUUUUAAAGAAGCCCAAGGACAGGAAAAACUGUACAGACUGUGUAAAGCCUACUCUCUGCACGACACGGCAGUAUCAUAUUGCCAGGGCCUUUCGUAUCUAGCAGCAGCCCUCCUCUUGCACAUGCCGGAAGAACAAGCGUUUUUUAUCCUGAACGUCAUCAUGAGUCACGAAAAAUAUAAUACUCGGCAGCUCUACCUUGACAACUUUGAAACACUUCAUGUGAAGUUAUAUCAGCUGAUGAAGCUGUACACAGAGAAAAUUCCCGAGAUCGGAAGUCACUUCCGGGAUCUCGGCAUCGAAGCGCAUAUGUUCGCUUCGCAAUGGUUCCUAACACUGUACACUGCGAAAUUCCCACUGUAUCUGGUCUUCUUGGUUUUGGAUAAUUUUAUGCUGACGGGACCGGAUUUUCUCUUCAAAUUCGCGGUAGCUAUCCUCAUGGAGAGUAAACGGGACCUUCUUACCCUUGAUUUUGAGGGCGUUCUCAAACACUUUAGGGUAUCGAUCCCGCGAAAAUACCGCAGUGAGGAGGCUGCGCUCAAACUCAUUCGCGCCGCUAACCAUGUCAAGAUCACUUCGGCGAAACUCAAGAAAUGGGAGAAAGAUUUCCUCCAAGAGAAAGAAGCAAACAUCGAUCCGAACGAGAAGCUACAGAAAGACUAUCGUCUACUGCUCAAUUCUCAGCAGAGACUCGAUCAAGAAAACGACGAUCUCGCUCAAGAGCUCAUCGUAACUCGCUUCGAACUGACACGCCAGCUCGACGAAGCGAACGAUAAGAUCGAGAGUUUGCGGAAAGAAGUAGGACAACUCCAGCAAUACAACACGGACGUGUCGCAAGAAAACGAGGCUCUUCGGUCCCAACUGGAGCAAUUGAAAGAAAUGUGCCGACGGGAAGCCGAGAACGCCGAGGUGGUUCGAUGCGAGAACAAUGCUACGAUCCGGCAACAGACCGACACCAUCUCCGAGUACAAAAAAAUCUGUGGACGACUUCAGGAAGUGAAUCAGGCUAUCCAAGCCGAUUGCAAUCGGAAUAAACGCAAACAAAUGGGCGAGGAUACUCAGGAGGAGGAAACCGAGUUGCAGCAGCAAUUGAGAGAGCUGGAGCUAGAGUUGGCUCAGACGAAACUGGCCCUGGUCGAGAGCGAAUGCCUGUGUCAAGAUCUGAAUCAUCAGCUCACAAGAAUCGUGCAAGAUAAAGAAAAGUCGAAAGAGAGCACCCCGUGGUUGAGCAAAACCAUACAGGGAAUCAUAAAGAAACAGAACUCACAAAACUCAGCAGACUCAUAGUGCUCGCAUGGCACCGCAAGCGGUCUAUGAGAACAAAAAUGAACUCCGGUGAGAGCAAUGACGUUCUUCCGAUCGGUGAGAGCGGAAUGCCCGAACUAGCCAUAAAGUGAAUAUAUCUAGAGAUUUUCAUAUGAAUCUGCUCAUAUUUAUUAAGGCUUUAUCGAUCUAUUGGUUGACUGGAAGAAAUGACUUAUCGAACUACUGGUUUGUUGCUGACCAUUGGAGGCGUGUGAUGGUCCUUGUCUGGAGAUGCGUGAAAGACAUGCUUAGCGUCAGCCUCAUUUAUAGUGCACAUGUUGAAUAAACAAGAUGUUCCAUGUACCCCGUUUUCAUUGAUGCCACCGGAGGAGACGUUCCUCGGGUUCUCGAUCGGGAAAGGAUCACUAGGAUCUGGGAGCUGAUGCAUGCACAGCUCAUUUCCGGGGAGAUCCAAAAUGGGCACAAUCAACUGAAGCAACUCACAUUCAUUAGAAUGUCAUUUGGGAUAUUUUCCCCUAUAGAAGGGCUGUCUUGCCUACAAGCAGGUCCCGGAAUUGGUCCCAGAUCGAGCUUCAAAGAUUUCACAAUCAGACAAUAGGAGGCGGAGGGGGAAAUAUUUCUCGUACAAUGACUAAGCGUACCGACAAUUUCAUAUCAGGCAGAUCACAUUUAGUUCAUCUUCCGUUCAUUAAGGUGAAAUCGCCUCGAAAAGAUCGACGAUCCCGCCUGGCAAGACAGGCCGAGGAAAGAGGUGAGAUCAUGACCUGCAGUCGACGAAGAGCCCGGACUUUCCACAUUACUACCAAUUGUACAGUUUCUUGAGAAUCU